CUCUCUCACCACACGUACCACUUAUGCAAGGCUUUAACAAGUAUUACCCACCCGACUAUGAUGGGGAAAAACACGGCAGCCUUAACGCUUACCGAGGCAAACAUGCACUCGGUGAUCGUGCACGCAAGAUUGGCCAGGGCAUCCUCAUCGUGCGCUUCGAGCUCCCAUUCAAUAUCUGGUGUGGAACAUGCAACAACCACAUCGGAAUGGGCGUGCGCUACAAUGCGGAGAAACGCAAGAUCGGAAGUUACUACUCGACGCCGAUCUACGCAUUCCGGUGCAAGUGCCACCUGUGCGACGCGUGGUUUGAGAUCCAGACGGAUCCGAAGAACACGAGGUAUGUCGUGACGGAGGGCGCGCGACAGAAGGACGAAGAGUGGGAUCCGGCGGAGAACGGCGGGUUCGCCGUGCACGACACGGACCCUAACCAACCGCCCCCCGACCCGCUCGCUACGCUCGAGAAGACAACCGCCGCCGAGGCGCACCUCACCCAGGUCGCCCUCCCACGGCUCACCGCGCUCCAAUCCUUCUCUGACAGGCGCAACUCGGACCCUUACUCCCUCUCGCGCAUCGUGCGCAAGCGGUUCCGCGAGGAGAAGAAGGUGGAGGCGGAGGCGCGCGCGGAGGAGGAGGACGUGAAGGCGCGGUUUGGGCUGCCUGGGGAGCUGAGGCUCGAGCGGGAGAGCGAGGAGAGCAGGCGUGAGGCGAAGGAGAGGUGGAGGGAGGAGCGGGAGCGGAGGAUGGGAGAGGGCGUGGGAGUGAAGAGGAGGAGGGUCGAGGGCGUGGGAGCCGCGGGGAUCUUGCCGCGGAGCAAAGCGAGGUCGAUGGGAGGUGUGGCGACGGGCGGGGCUGUGUCUGAGCUCAGGGCGAGGAUAUUGGAGAAUACGGCGAGGCGGGCGACUGCAGUAGCGGGCUCGAGUCGGUCAAGGCCUUCGGAUGGGGGCCUGCAGAAGGGCUUGUCAUUCAGACGGUAGGCGGG
This is a messenger RNA of Laetiporus sulphureus 93-53, 979 nucleotides long. RefSeq names its product DUF572-domain-containing protein. The transcript is spliced from 6 exons. Gene Ontology annotation, biological process: mRNA splicing, via spliceosome. The record is from RefSeq and is a predicted model, not a curated record. Gene Ontology annotation, cellular component: U2-type spliceosomal complex; post-mRNA release spliceosomal complex. Bases 24 to 974 code for a protein of 316 amino acids. NCBI's taxonomy places the organism in Eukaryota, Fungi, Basidiomycota, Agaricomycetes, Polyporales, Laetiporaceae.